UUUGCUAUGUGUAAAUAAAAAAUAUUACACUUAUAAUUGUCUAUAAUAUUCUUGCAUAUGUACCCAAAUAAUGCGUUGGGCACUUGCAUUGCUUAUAUAGAUAUCUAAUUUUACAUUUAUUUUACACCAUAAUAAUAAUAAAAAAAUCAUAGUAACACUGUGCAUUGUGGGAACUGUGUAAGGCGUUGUCACGUGACUGGUUUUCUUUGUGUGCUGGCUUCGUCGUGUGUGAGUCAGGAAGUGUCCGCAUAUCGGCUCUGUUCAUUCAGCUGUUUGGACCUAUCUGGACCAUAUAAGUCUCUUUUUAGACUGAAAUUUGUUCAAGGAGCAAUACCUGAGCACCAAGUCUUAUUCAUGUCAAAACAGAAGUAAAAAAAUUUGUGAUUAAAAAAAAAAUUUAUGCGGGCACACCAGGCUCGGUUGUGUUAGGGCAAAUGGCCAUGGCGGUGGUGGGGCAGAGAGUUGAGAGAGCGAGUUCAAGGCAUGUUAUGGCUUUUCAUAACCCUUCCUCAAGCCCCAGUGUCACCAAUAAUCAACAUGUGGGACUUUUGGCUAUUCCUGUGUCAGGAUCCAUCAUCAGUCCCGUAACCUAUGCAUCAGAAACCCCAGACAGACCGAUAGGAUAUGGUGCAUUUGGCGUUGUAUGGGCGGUGACCGACCCCAGAGAUGGCAAACGUGUUGCCCUGAAGAAGAUGUCCAAUGUCUUCCAGAAUGUCGUGUCGGCCAUACGUGUGUACCGCGAGCUGCGCAUGCUGUGUCACUUCCGGCACGAGAAUGUUCUCUCGGCUCAGGAUAUACUACAGCCAGGCCCUAUGGAUUUUCUACAUGAGAUUUUUGUUGUCACAGAAUUGAUGCAGUCUGACCUCCAUAAAAUCAUUGUGUCCCCACAACCUCUCACAUCUGACCAUGUCAAAGUCUUUCUCUACCAAAUACUCAGAGGCUUAAAAUAUCUCCAUUCUGCAAGAGUAUUACACCGUGACAUCAAGCCUGGCAAUCUAUUGGUCAAUAGUAACUGUUGUUUGAAGAUCUGUGACUUUGGCCUGGCACGUAUAAUGGAGCCUGAUGAGAGCAUAGCCAUGACUCAGGAAGUGGUCACUCAGUACUACAGAGCCCCAGAAAUCCUCAUGGGUGCUGUCCACUACUCCUCUGCAGUGGACAUUUGGUCGGUGGGUUGCAUCUUUGCAGAGUUACUCAGUCGCAGGAUUUUGUUCCAAGCUUCAGCCCCUGUACAGCAGCUGGAUAGAAUCACUGAAGUGCUGGGCACUCCAUCCUUUGAAGACAUGCCAACUGCCUGCCAAGGGGCCAGAGAUUACAUUCGCUCACGACCACAUAAGCCAGCUGCCCUGAACCAAUUUUAUACUCUGUCUGAACAGGCCACUCAUGAAGCAGUGCAUCUACUGUGUAGGAUGUUAGUACUGAAUCCAAACAAAAGAAUAACAGCAGCAGAUGCCUUGACUCACCCCUACCUUGAUGAAGGUCGCCUGAGGUUUCAUUCUUGUAUGUGUACAUGCUGUACUCCAGGCACAGGCGGACGCAAUUUUUGUGGCGACCUUGAACCUAAUUGUACUCUUCCAUUUGAUUACAGCUUUGAGAAGUCAUUAACAAAUGUUAGCAGGGUGAAAGAAAAAUUGUACAAAUUUAUCAUAGAUCAUCAGCAUCGUAGCACAAAUAAAUUACCAUUGUGCCUGAACCCCCAUGGUGCAGCAUUAGCCAAAAUACAAAGUGUUGUGAAGGGAGGCAAAUCUUGGCAGAUGCAUUCUCAGGCCAGCAACAUCAGCCAGCGAUCUUCUUUACCACCUUACGCAGCUGUGUGAUUGGCUCAACUAUAGUACUUGCAAGAGUAGCGUCUGGCACUGAACUACCUCCCUCCCCUCACCAGUGGACAUAGCCGUGUGUUAGUGGAACAUUGAUCAUGUAAAUAGAAAUGAUGGCAGACGUCCCAUAUUGGCCUGGCCUCUUAUCACUUGGUCAGACUAAAGAUAACUCACAUCUACACCUCGGUAGUCUGUGCACCUGCUAGAGUUGCCUUGCUUGGUUUUCCCAAUUCUUAAGUUUUAAGUGUCGCCAUGUGGUGAUACUGGACUGACGUCAUGCUCAACGAUCUGAACUGUUUCAUUGACAUGGCAUGAGAAGGGACUUAAGUGGCUGCAUUGUGAUUCUCCUGCUAGAAAAUCAAACCAAGUUCUGCCAUCGCCCAUUAAACUGUAAAUAAUGAAACACAAAAAAAAAAAAAAAGUCAGUCAAGAAGGAACCAACAGCAUUUUUUUUGUUUCAAUUCCACAAACAAGUAACAACAACCAAAGGCAGCCAUUUGAUAUCUCAUAAUAAAUUGGACCAAAUCUAUGCCAGACAUGUAUGUCUUAUUACCAUCUUCCAUCAGACUACAUCCUGUGUCUCACAUCAGUUCUCAUUGUUUAUAUGUUCACACUUUGUAAACUGCAUUUUUGAAGCCAAUAGGAAACACCUCAGAGAAUAUUUGUUUGGUUCAGCCUUGCUUUAUUAUAGGCAUCAUGGCUUCAUCUUCCUUAGAGCUGACAUGCUCUAGAAGAUGGACAUACAAUACCUCCAGUUUGAACUUAACCUGCCAAAUGAGGACAUCAUAAAUAUUCAUUUAUAUAUGAAUAUUUGAAAUCACUCACUGAAAAAGCUGGCCACUUCUGUUUCCAUUGUUGUGGUUAGUUCAGACUUGGAUGUAUUGGUGUAUGCAUUUACUGCCUUUUAAGUAAGACCUUCCUAGCCACCAGUCCAAUGCCUAACAGCUAUAAUUAAAUGGUGAAGUGAAAUGCUGUUCAUAAGUGCUGGACAAAUAUUUGUUUAGUUUUUCAGUGAAAAACUUAAAAUCACCAUGUAACAUAGAUUUAUAUCUUUAAAAUUUUAUUCUGUCAUGUGUGUACAUACAACUUAGUUUUAUAGAUGAAGAGGGGGGUCAUUGGUCAGCAGGAUUUAUUAUAUUAGAAAGCUAAAAAAAAAAUAUUUUUUUUAGCAGAAAUCUCCCCCUUUUUUCAUGGUUUCAACAUUAAAGUAUGCAGUUGUAAACAUAAUUAUGAAACUAAGAAUACAAAGUAUCAAUACAAGAUGAAUUUUGAUUAUUUAUUUAACUGUAAGCAGUCUUGAAUUAAGUUUUGCUUACAUAACAAAAUCUUAUAAUUUGUCUGCAAAACUUUCACAUUUAAAUUCUGUUGAAAGGGACAUAACACUAGGUCUCUCUGUGAGUUUUGGCUUGCUACACUUUUUUAUUGAUAGCCUGCCAUUUGUGGUCAACCUCAAGCAUAAUGUUUGACCAUGUAGAAACAAACAUCAGCUAUUUCUGGCAAGUUGACCACACUGACCCUUAUCUCCUCACUUGAAUGUGUGUGUGUGUAUGUUGCCAGUCUGUGUACUGGAUACCUUUACUUUGACUAUCUAUAAUGAUAUCCACUCAGAUACACUCUAAAUCAUUCAUUGUACACAUUUUUGCUGGUUUCAAAAUUUGUUCAUGUGAAUAUGUUUUAUGUUUUAAAAAGACCUGAUGUUUAUUUUAACUUCAAUCUUGGGCAUAGGAAUUAGUGAUUUGCUAAGAGGAUUUAAAAAAUUUUAAAAAAAGUUUGUGAAGUCUAGUAAACACAGAUUAACAAGUACCGGUAGUUUUUGUAUUAAUGAUCUUUUGUCAAUCAGUACGACAUGUAUUGUAAUGUUCAUGUCUCCAACUAGUUCGUAUCUAAUUUUAUAUUUCUAUAGUGUUUCCUACCUAAUGUCAUAUUUCUAUAGUGGUAAUGUGUCAUCCAUUAGGCACUCAGUGUAACUGCAUUAGUAAAUUAAAACUUUUAAUUUAGUUUCCCCUCUGUUAUGUAUGUCUUAGGCUUUAUACACUCUCCUAUGUUGAAUGUAUUUAAAGCUAAGCAAUCACUCAUCUAUAUAGAUAUAUUUAUUUCACCAUCACCACCUACAUGUCAGGUUUUUUUUCUCUUUCUUAAUUUGCUCAUAUUCCGACUUGAGAGAAACAAAAAUUCUGUUCCAAAAGUUUGAGCUAUAAUGUUUAUUAUUGCCAUUGUUGUAUCUCUAUAUGCAUUACAUUGACAUCCAUCAUUAAUACAUUCAUAGAAUUUGAGAACGUGUGUCAUUAUAUAUUUGUUCAACAUCGCAGAGGUGUGAGACAGCUCCAUUAGUAAUUAAGUCCAUACUGUUACUACUUAAUAGUUAUGUACCAGUACUGUACCAAUCUGCAGAUGGAAAUGAAUUGCUGUCUUAGCCAAAAAAAAAAAGCGAAACGCUAUCAUGGAAAAGUGCUAGGUGUAUAUUUUUUUUGCAGAUUCUUGCUGAAUCAAAAUCAUUUGUGUACGGUAUCAAAAGUAUUUCAGCAGACUAAUGAUUAAAGCCUUGCAGUAUUCCCCCAUCAUCUCAAUUCUUUAUCGAUUUUUAAAAAAAUAAGAUUCUUAAGCAUUAAGUAACAGGUCUCUUGACUGUUUGUGGAGAAAGUCAUUUGAGAGGUUAAAGGUUACCUCAAUUUUUUUUUAUUUAAAAAAAAAAAGAUUUUACAUUAAUGGUAACAUCCUUCAAAUAUUGUGAAUAAUUUCGAAAUGGUGCUGUUUUUUUUUUUUUCAUGUAAUGUUUAGCAUUUUAAUGUUAUGUCUAUGAAUUGUACACUAUCUGAGGGGGUCAUUAAAUCCACUGUGGGAUAAGAUAAAACCAUCUGUUGGCCCACCCCUUCCUUACACUUUGAGAAGCACCAUUUUAUUCUAUUCAUUAUCUUUUCUUAUUGUGUUGUCUUAAUUGUGUGUAUGUUGUUUGUAUUUUGAGGAAUAUUUGAACUUAUGAAAAGCAAAUUAUUCAGUGGGUAAAGGAAAGGUUAUAGAGUGUGACUUUCUUGUUGUAAGAUUAUUUGACUUCUGCUAGUCAUCUCCCCUUAGCACUAUCACUUUCAGUGAGAUUACUUUCCCCUGCAACUACCCAUUUUGUUGCUCUGAUAUAAUUUCAAUAUUUCUUGUAGAAGGUUGUGAGUCUGUGUGUGAUGUAUAUUCCUAGCAUGUUUUCCAAGCAUACAUAGUAUGCCUUGGUGUGUGGUAUUUCGAGCAUGCAUUGUAUCUUGUGUGAUGUGUCCGUUUUGUGUUGAUUGAGAGCAUCUCAUUUUCAUCCAUAGUUUCAUUUUCAAACCGGCAGGGAUAAACUAUACACUUUGAUACCCCCCCCCCUUUUUUUUUUGUUUAAAUUGGUUACCCUUUUAUUUAUUAUAAAUCCAAAUAAAACCAGUUUUGAUGUAUGUGUGUGUGUGUGUGUGCUUUGUUAUGAGUUUGUGAAUUUAGCUGAUAAUUGUAUUAAAGAAAAGAAUCCCCUGAAUUUUAGAACAUAAGACGUGGAAUACUUGUGUGCUAGUUCAAGUUAAAUAUGCAGUUUUUUUUCCCUAGACUUUCAGGUAUUAUGACACUUGAUUAUAUUUUUUGUAGUGAGGACUAAAUUCAAAAUGACUGUGUGAGUGAGAGCGCUUUAAUCCUGGCAUUUCUUUCUUUAGUACAUGAUCAACUGCUUUGUUUUAAAUGUUCAGUGUAACUCUGAAAUGAAUCCAUUAUUUUCAUACCUUUUAACCAUCCUUUGAUUAAUCACUAACUUCAAAAUAUAUCAUGUCCUAGUGUGCUGUUUCCUUUUUUGUACAUAACAUUUCUAUUUUUCAUGUGUAUAUGACUUGUCAUGUUUGAAUACUAUUUCCAGUACAGGCUUGGGGUUUUAACUUCAGCUAACUGUACUAAGUGAAACCGCUGUAAUAUAAUGUACAUAAAUCAAUCAACACUCCCCAGCAAAGAUUAAAACAAAAAGAGAGAAUAAUGACAAGACUUACCUCCCAUUAUUUGAUUUCAUUCAUGAUAUGCCAAGUAUUUGACAUCAUUCUAGUGGACAAAAAAAGUGUAUUGAAUGCAAUCAUGUGACCUGGACUAGUCAAAGUCAUGUCAACCAUCUCUACUGACCCUCAGUGUGUGGUAUGCUUCAUUGGUUUUCUAUGGAUGCAAAUAGAGAAUUCCAGCCUCGCGCCUUUUCCUGUAUUGAAGGCACAUGACGAUUGGCUGGUCAUAUUUGUACAAUAUGACAACGAUUUGAACUGAUCAAUUUAGUGUUUGUUGUUACUUUGAACAUUUUUUAAAUUCUUCGUCCAAGCGCACAUUACCAUUAGUCAUAUCAUUAGUAUAUUAAUAUGUAGAUUUCAUUCAGUCCGUAACAGUUGCCAUCUGGUUUUGAAGGUGUAGCCUCACACUAACUACCAGCAUGUAUUGGCACCACUUCAUCCUGUUAGUACCAGAAUAUUGUGAUAUAAUGUUAACAACAAAACUGGUUCUCAAAUUAUAAUUCACUUGGACAUGUCAGUGACAUUUUGAAUCUGCAAACAUGUUUGCUUGGCUGUUCGUAGACAUAAAUGGGACACUAUUGAACUUUUGUUCUGUCUGUACAGCUUUGUAAUUGUAAACACAGUUUUAAUUUCCAGGUGUAUUCAUUGAACUGCUUUAAUAUGGUUUGGUCUUAACGUCUCCAAAAUUAUUUCUUUAUGAGGGAAGUGAGCCAUGAAGAAAGCUUAACUUUAUUUUUCUUUGUACUAGAUGCAUGAAAAGCUAAGCUUUAAUUAUAUCAUUAAUCUAGUUGUAUCUUGACAAAUAUUUGUAUGUAUUAACAUAUAAAAAGGAGCUCCUGUCUGAUGGUGGAGCCGUUUCUUUUUGAGUGUCUAUGUAGUCAUUUUGUAGUAUACAUUGUAUGGUUUUUACUUGAUGCUGUACAUCUUGCUAUAAAUGUCUGUUUGUUGGCUGCUUUUGUGGAGUGAAGCGCACCCUGUGUGUGCUUCCAUCUGGAGCAUUGCAUCCUGUGUGUUUCGCUCUAUACAGAGUAGAUCUAAGUACCCAGAGAGUAAAGUGAAAGCCAGUGUACUGCAGAUAGUCUUGCUACAGUCAUUGUCUUUAUAAGUUUCGAAUUGGCUUAUUCUUUUUUUGUUUUAAUGAAAAGGUGUUAGGGUUAUUUCUAAACAUAAACAAUAAAGACUUUGAUGAACACUUUUAUGACCAAAUAAUACAAGUCCAAUAUGGUACUAAAGCUACCGGUACCUAUAAAAAUAACUAGAUACUUUCAACUAUUAUUUUAUUCUCUAAGGAAUUAUAAGCCACUAGGAAUGAAUUUUGCUGUAAAUAAUGUUUAGACUUGACUACAUGUGGUGUCUUGGUUUUGGUAAACAUGGUCGAUUAUUGUCUUUUCUCUCUGUUUCUUUAAAACCAUGUUGUACAUUAUGAUCUGUAUUUUGUUAUAUAAGUCAAUGAAUUGGUGUGUGUAGUGUACACAGAGGGGUACAAACAAAAUCCACUAAACCCUGACCUAUUUACACUGAGGGAAAUGUGGAUGGAAUACUAGGUGAAUGAAAUCUGUUCUAGUUGUGUUGUCAGUCCUUUAGUUCUGUGCAUGGCUGUGUGGGAAGUACAUGAAGACACUUACACGUGCCCUGACCAUUAAUUGUAAUUACAAGAAAACAAUUGCCAAACUAAAACAUGGAAGGUGAAUGGGUUGCAUGACAAAUGAAAUUUAAAACUCUCUGGCAUUGAAUCCAUCUGGCCUACAAUUAACUAAUUUACUACCUUUGCUAUAUUAAUCACUACUGUAUGAAAGGAACUUCUGUAUUGGCAAGUGUUAAAAAGUUUUCAAAAAUAACUUUAUCAUCUUAAUGGUUGAUGAUGAAGUUUAUGAAUGAAUAAUACCAUAUGUUACAGAGGGCAUUGUCAAAACCAUAUUAGGGUCAUUUUUAUUAAUCUUGUAAUCCUACUUUAACUAUGUUUUUUGCUAACAGUAUGUAGAUUAAAAAAAAAUAAUCUUGUCACCAGUCCCAGUGAAGAUAAGAUUCUCUCUGACUUGAUCAGCUCUAUGCUGUACACUCCUUUGCCUAAUUUUAAAUAGCUCAGGGUUAGAACUGUCUCUUUGUAUUUAUUUUGAUUUGACUUGCAUUGUAUAAACUGAACAUGGCAGACAGUUAUGAAUCGAUUGUACCAGGCUAGGAUUAUCCACUUCUGCAAAAUUAGGUUGCAUCUUCAAUUUAUACACAUUGAAUGAAAUUUAAAAAAUUAGAGAUUUAUUUAUUUUUUUUUUUAGCUUUUGUUCUAUUUGACUCAUUGUAUUUUAUAUACCACAUUCAUUGUCUGAUUCACUGAUUGGUUUAUGUCUUUUUCUUUUCUUGGUUUAUGUUGGUGUUUUUUAUUUUUAUUUUGCUAAAGUUUUUUUUUGUGUAAACAUUUAUUUGUAUAGGUAAGUGGAGCUUAGGUGCACUCUGGGUGUGUUAACUUGUAACAGAACAAUGCAUGUGUACAUCUUUUUUUAAAUAUAUAGUAACUGCAGUGAUGAGAGAUAAAGUUGAGCAGAAGUGAGAAGCCAAUAUAGUGGUGUGAUCUUGACAUUCACACUCUAUACACUUUGGUGGAGCAUACAUUGACUCAGAACAUUGUAAAAUGCUUUUUUUUUUAAACUCAGGAACAUUUCUUACAUUUUUUUGUUUUGUUUUUGUGUCUUCUAUUUAUAAACACCUGUACUUUCUUUUAUGUUUGACUUCAUGCUGUCUGCAUUUCUGUGUUUCACUUGCCUAAUUGGAUUUUGAUUUUUGUAAAGUAAAAAAAAACAAUAUGCUUUGCAAAUGCUUGGUAUUGUUUUAACUUCCUCUUAUUUUACAAGCAAAAAAUAAAUUAAUAUUUCUUUGAAAUGCUAGAAAUAAAAGGCUAGAUUAAAAUACAAAUUUUUUUCAGACUUAUCUACUAAAAAUAAUAAACCUUUUCUGAUAUAUAUAUAUAUUCUGAUAUUAAAAAUUAAUUGUUGUCCUGCUCCUAUCUAAUCAGUCUCAAGCUUUGAUAAAAUCUGGCUAGUAUGUGUAUUUUGUGGUUAAAUUGUUGUUUUAAAUGAGGACUAGUGUAAUGUGUUUUGUUGUUGUUUUUUUUUUUACUAGUAUGACAACAAAUAUUACCAGACCAGCAGUUUUAGGUGUGGCAUAAAUAUUCAUUGUUUAUUAUUUUGCAAUAAAAGUGUUUAAACAAAUCUUGACCAAAUGACUAAAUGAAGUUUGAUAUAUCUGUGUCAACUUUCCCUCCACAUUGUCACAUUUUAUUUUUGUCACCGUCUAAUGUCACCUGGUAUGGCAUAUCAUUGUCAUUUAAAUGUCAUGGUAACAAAUCUGCUUUGUGUCAGAUACAUGAGUAAACUAUCAUGUUUCAUAUCUCUAGCUAUUUUUUUUUUUUUGAAUCUGUAAACCAAAAUGAAAUAAAAGGCUGUACAAAUUGGA
Biomphalaria glabrata is the source of this 9259-nucleotide messenger RNA. Its product is annotated as serine/threonine-protein kinase NLK-like. The record is from RefSeq and is a predicted model, not a curated record. NCBI's taxonomy places the organism in Eukaryota, Metazoa, Mollusca, Gastropoda, Planorbidae. The coding region runs from base 435 to 1814 and encodes 459 amino acids. Gene Ontology annotation, biological process: protein phosphorylation; intracellular signal transduction. Gene Ontology annotation, cellular component: cytoplasm; nucleus. The transcript is spliced from 11 exons. Gene Ontology annotation, molecular function: ATP binding; MAP kinase activity.